Molecule: messenger RNA, 5968 nt
Organism: Chara braunii
Lineage: Eukaryota; Viridiplantae; Streptophyta; Charophyceae; Charales; Characeae
Source: the annotation of a GenBank genome assembly
CACCAAUCGCCACCAAUCGCUAACGGGUCGGGACGGGUAGGAGCACUGAUGGAAGAAAUGGAAGGUGGAGGAAAUAUGUUAGCUACCACGAAGGAGGCUGCUGAGCUUAUUCCCUUGGAUCAGUAUGUAACACUGGGAUACCCGGGGCUCGGGAUGAUCGGUACGAUUAGACCUGCGCCGGAACAACGAGAUGUGGCGGAGUGGCAACCUUCUCUAGGAGAGAUGAAGUUGGGAGGACCCACCUUCGUCACCGGCGAAAUCGAUGUUUUAAACAUCAUCCGAGCAUUGGAUCAUCAGAUUCCUCUUCCGAUCGGUCAUCUGCUUUCGAUAUCAGAACAAGCUAACGAACGUAUGUUGCAGCACUGCAAAGCAAAUCGGAAGCGAUUUGGCCUUGCCAGAACGGCCAACACGAAAACGAAAGGACCAAUGCCAUACGAAAAUGCCGCAGGCGCUUCCGAUCCCAUACACACAGGGCUAAUCCAGAAGGAUGAUAAUUUCCUGCGGAUUAAACCUAUCCCAUGGAAAUCCGCGGAAUGUGACAUUGAGGUGUGGGGAAUUCCAUAUAAUGCCAUCAUCGAUUCGAGAGCCUCUGUUUUGGCUAUUUUGCUACGGGUAGUUGAAAAAGCAGGAAGAAAAAACGACUUAAUUAUGCUAACAGAAAGAGAUCAACUCUUUUCCGCAGACAAAGAAAAUAUUAAAACGGUGGGACGGAUGACCAAUGUUGCAUUUCGAUUAGGGAAGGUGCAUGCUUUGGGAGAUGUCGUAGUAUUAGAUGUCAAUACUUACGACGUUCUUUUCGGCCUUCCCGCCCUGGUAGCGCUGCGAGCCAAUCUAGACUUCGAAAGACGGUCGAUUAUCCUCCGAAAUACGGGAGGGAAACCUUAUGUUGUGCCGAUGAGACUGACCCUUCGUACGACCGCUAACAUAGCCCCACGAGUUUCUCCCGCGAUGACGGGGACCCUUUGUAUGAUUACCUGGGACAACAGGCAGAGAUCCAAGGACGCAGACAGCAGUGAUGAUGAUGAUGAUCCCGUAAUCCUGGAGAUGGCACAAGAACGCAUCCAGUACCCCGUGCAACGAACAAAUGUUAAAACGAUGAGUAGGACUAACCAAGAUUUGCAAAGAACACAGGCUAUGAUUAUGGGAGAACCUCUCGUACAGAUUUCAAGGAUGGUCGAUUCUUUGGAGCCCCCUCGAACCAUGUACGAAGGGAUCUCCCCUCUUCUCGCCCGAUAUAACGACAAAAGGCACUACUGCGAUAUCACGGAUCUCCCGAAGUCUCUGUUGACAUCCGCAAAAGAAAUUCGAUUGUUGCGAUUGGGGGCCGAGAUCAACUCUUUGGAACCCCCUGAGCGCCUCGAGAAUGGGCUCGGAAUCAAGAUUGCAACGAAACCUGUGCCGUGGCAAGACAUUCGAGACGGGGUAACACCCGAAGAACACGUGGCCAUCAGAGAACAAGAUGCACAGAUGAUGGCCACGGUGUCCUCCUGGCGAUCGGAUAACUCAUUCAUCUCCACGCCCCCGCCAGGAAAUACCAAGCGGUGGGUUCGAUGUCCAAUGGGGAUUUGCAAUGCGCCGGCCACGUUUCAGCGGGCCAUGAACGUCACGUUUCAGAACUUCGUCAACAAGAAACAGUUAACGCAGGGAAUGAUCAACUUCUGCGUCAUCGUGUACAUGGACGACAUCCUGGUUUAUUCGGAGACCUAUCACGGCCAUGCGCAGCAUAUCGAGUGGACAUUAGGUGCUCCGAGAGACGCUGGAUUCAAGAUCACACUCGAGAAGAGCGAAUUUUUCCUUUCGGAAAUUUUGUUCUUGGGAUACGUCGUGACACGUGGAGGGCUGCGGCCUGACUCAAGGAAGGUCGCAGCGGUGAAGGAAGCUCUUGUUCCCACAUUACUAACGCAGGUUCGAGCCUUCUUGGGGUUAGCCUCAUACUAUCGCCCUUUCAUCAAGGGCUUCGCCGCGAUUGCACGACCACUAACGAACCUGCUGUGGAAGGACCAGCCCCUCAGUUGGGACGCGGAGUGCGCGCACGCCUUUGUGGCCCUCAAGGAAACUCUGGCAACGACACCUAUUUUGAUCCGACCGGACCCCUCGAAGCAGUUCAUUCUCAUCACGGACUGGCAACCGGAGGCUAUUUCCGCUAUUUUAGCUUUUCUUACGGAGCGAGCUCUCAACGAUCAUCUGCUCGCGCCACGAGGCUACAUCUCAGCGAUCCGGCAGGUUCAUCAUCCGCGGCUCAAUCUGGAUCUUCUACGACUUGCGCAGUUCUUCUGCACCCAGGGGGUAUACGCAGCAGCCGAGUUCCGAUUCGCGGGCAGUCGCCAGGCGGUUGUGCUGGCAGAGGCAGUAACUGUCCAACAAUGGUCAGCUCUAGGGAUCAGCCACGUGUCCACAGUUGUCGCCUUCAAUGGCGACAUUAGCACGGUCAGUGCGUUGCGGCAUACUGCCAUCCGAACGAAGUUACGCGAGUGGGGCCAGCAAUUGGUGGCUGAGUGGAACCACUGGCUCACGCGCCACAGGGACAAUCUUGCCCUUACGGACGACAUCGACCUCGGUGGGAUUCGAGCACUCCAGCACGAGCCGGCGGUGGUGCUUCCCGAAAUCGUCCCCUUCCAACCGCCGGUCCGGGAGGCGUCGGGGAACAACAGGGAUCCUCCGAGGCAGCAAUACCGAACGCCGUCUUUGUCGAGGGGUACCUCAGCUCGGCCCCUGUGGAUCCAGUCACCGUCUCCCCUGUCCACCACUUCGACUGCAGCCCGUCGUCGAGGCGAAUUCGGGGAGACUGAUUGUGGCAUCGACGACGUUGGUGAUGCACACGACGGGAGGGAGGUGUGGGCAGAACAACGACAGACGCUUCAUCCACGGCGGGAGGAAUCCAUAACUCAUGGGGUGCAGCGACUGCGUGUGGGGGAGCACGAAGACGACGGCAAUGCACCUGCGGUGGGCCCAAAUGAUCAGGAGUGGAACAACGAACACGGCGAAGGUGGGGAGGAGGACGCAGGCCACGUACCGCCGUUCAAGCAAAGCAGCAUGAAAGGGAGGGGCGGGAAGACGAGGGCGUGUGCUCACAAUGGUCGUUGGGGGGAAAUAGCGGUGGGGAAGGGGAGCGAUGCCGAAGCUGACGCUAACGCAGAAGGAGGUCGUCAGUUCUGGUCCGUGGACAACAUGAUAGCCCUCAUCCGGGCUAAACGUGACCAGGACUCGCAUCUGCAGGGGAUGGGUACCGCGUUCGCUCGUAUGAAGCCGCGAGAAUGGAAGUGGUUGGAUGUGGAGCAAAGGUUGAAGAAGGUGGGCGUCGACAGAGAAGCAGAACGGUGUGGGAAGAAGUGGGACAAUUUGAUGCAGAAGUUCAAGAAGGUGCAUCACCUCCAAGGCUUGUCCGGGAAACAGGACUUCUUCCAAUUCUUUGGGAAAGAGAGGUUGUCGAAGGGCUUCAAUUUCAACAUGGAUCGUGCGGUUUACGACGAGAUCCUGGGGUCGACCGCAAAGAGCCACACCAUAAACCCGAAGAACGUCGCCGACACUGGUGUUCCGGGUGGUGUGCGUCUGCCGUCCGCCAGUUCUGCGGAUCAUGAAUCUGUAGGUGAUGGGUACGCUGCUGCAGGGCACGACGACGAUGACGACGGGUCGACUAGAGGUUCUUCUCAGACAACGGGAAACCCUGCUGGUUUCGCCAAAAGGAAGAGCACGAGGCAGCAAACUUUUGAAGCGAUGACAGAAUGCAUGGAGAAGCACGGGGCUCUCGUGGCGUCGUCGAUGGACAACAGCAGCAAACGGCAGUGCUCCAUCCAAAUCCGCCAGUGCGAGGCAUUGGAAGCGGAGGUCGAAGUGCAAAAAAAACACUACGCAGCGUCUGACGAAGUUAGCAAACUGAUGUGUCACGCUCUGCUGGAGAUAGCGAAGGCCAUCCGCGAGCGUCAGAGUUCGUGUCGCCUCUGUUGUGCGCCUCGUCGCUUCCAUCGUCCACACGACGCGAAAGUGAUAGCGGUGCCGUCGUCGAUGUACCCGUCGCCUGCGCGUCGCGGACGUGGCGGUUUCCGAUUGGCCGUGCUGGCCAGGGAAGUGGGUGGUGGUCCAAUUGGGUGGAUGAGUCCUCCAGUGACAUCGCCGUACCCUUCCGCUUCAACUGCAGGAGCUGAAGAGAAGGACGAAGUUGAGUCCAAAGCUGAACAUGGCCAGAUACACAUACCCCGUCGGCUGCUGCCUGCUGCAACCGUUUCCCACCAUCCGCUGGAAAGGGAAGUCACUCUGUCACCGUCUCCAGAUAACAUCGACGAACCGAACUGCGCGCCUUCUCCUAACCAGGGCGAAUUCAUUCACCCCCGUGUGGUGAAAGAAGCCCACUUACCUAUGACCAGGUCUCCGUCUCCCAUCUCUGUCACCCUAGGGGAUGACAAGACCCAGCGCUUCUUUGAUCAGACGGUCACCGAUCUCCUUUUCUUCCUCACCCUCGAGCCGACUGAUCGUUCCCCGGCGUCUCAUCGCCACCGCUCCUCUACACAUUUGGAUGUGAUGGAGAGGGGGUACGACUUCAUUCUCGGCACUCCGUGGUCUCGUCGGUUCCGCAGCACCGAGGCCGAUUGGGCGACCAACACUCUCGUUCUCAAAACGAAGURUGGACAGACGUAUCGCGUACCUUUCAUAGGUACCAYKRCGAUACCACGCCCCGAUCCUCCUCCCCCGGAGCCUUCAGUGCCCACACCAUCUCCCUCUAUCACUGUCACCUCGCCUCGGCAGUUCGCUCACUUCAUCCAACAGGACGACGUCAACUUCUUUAUGGUGAACGUGACGGAUCUCUUACACUAUGAUCCACCCUGUCCCGACGUCGAGAUCAUCUCUUUGGAGCCCGAUCCUCCUUCUAUCUCCAUGGCUCUCAUCUCUACUUCCGUCCCUCCGCCGUCCGUCGAGUCCACCCCGUCGUCGCGCGCUGACGCUGACGCUGAGGAACUCGCACGAUAUACGACCGACUUGGAGCCCGCAGUUCGUGAUCUCAUCCGAGAGUACCACGACGUUUUCCCAUCGUCGUUCUCAUAUGCCGGCAUCCCACCGAUGCGUAACGUCGAGCACUCCAUUCAGCUUGUGCCUGACUAUCGUGUUCACCACCUGGCACCCUACAGACUCUCGAUCCCCGAGGCCACCGAACUCAAGCAUCUGCUUGAGGAGCUCUUGAGACUGGGUUUCAUUAAACCCAGCAACUCCCCGUGGGGUGCACCCGUCCUCUUUGCUCGCAAAGCGGACGGAACUCUCCGUCUCUGCAUCGACUAUCGAGGUCUCAACCGCUACACGGUUAAGAACACCGAGCAGCUGAAGACCGCGUUCCGAUCGCGAUUCGGCCACUACGAGUUCACGGUGAUGCCAUUCGGCCUCACUAAUGCUCCAGCUACCUUUCAGAGAGCGAUGAACGACAUCAGGGACAUCUUGGAGCGGUACGUUCUCGUCUACCUCGACGAUAUCCUAGUCUACAGUCGUACCCUUGAGGAGCACCUCAGACAUCUCCGCGACGUCCUUGACCGCUUGCGCAGACAUGGCUUCUACGCCAAGCUGAGCAAGUGCCGCUUUGCCCAGCACAAAGUGGAUUUCUUAGGGCACUACGUGUCUGACCAGGGUCUCCACAUGGACGACGUGAAGAUCACUGCUAUUGCGGAGUGCCCCACUCCCACAUCAGCCAAGCAGCUUCGCAGCUUCCUAGGCCUGACCAGCUACUACAGUCAAGGAGGAGGAGGAGGAGGAGGGGGAGGGGAAGAUAUGGCGGAUGAAGAAGAGGAGGAGGAGGAGAAAGAUAUGGCGGAAGAGGAGGAGGAGAAGGAACAAAAGGAGGAGGAGGAGGAGGAAGAAGAAGAGGACGAGGAGGAGCAGGAGGUAGGGUGACGAUCCACUCUGCGCCGGAGGAGCAAAAUGACAACAGCUCAGUUGAUUUUGAUUUCCAGUUAAAAAAAGAAAGAGCCAAUCAAGCAAUCAAUCGAUC